AUGAAACCAUCUAAACUGCAAGAUCAUCUGAGAAGAUGCCACCCUGAUAAAACAGAGAAAGAUUUGAAAUACUUUCAAACACUCCAAGAUAAAUUUCAGAAGAGACCUACACUGGACAGAAUGUUCGCUUCGACGUCACAAAGAAAUGACGAUGGUUUGCGGGCGUCUUACAAUAUCUCGCUACUUAUAGCAAAAUCCAGAAAACCGCUCCUAUCGGAGACUAGUUAA
This is a messenger RNA of Acanthoscelides obtectus, 228 nucleotides long. NCBI's taxonomy places the organism in Eukaryota, Metazoa, Arthropoda, Insecta, Coleoptera, Chrysomelidae. The record is from the annotation of a GenBank genome assembly.